GAUGUUUCUCCACCCCUGCCUCAAAAUCUCAAAAAUUCUAUCAACAACGUCUUUGCACUCCAGCUGUAUUUUAUUUUGUAAGUUAUUUCUAUAUUUUCUAAGUGAAGCCGCAUGAUCGCCGCUUCCGGAGGCCACUACGCACGCAAUGAACAUACCAGGAGAUCAUGAGAUGACGCCCUUGGCGGUGGUCCAUGAGUUCAUCCGGGGCGUGGACGAUGGCAGCGUGCGCCGGGACCUGGCCGAGGACUGCAUCCUCAACUUCUACAGCCGCAAUGUGCGCGGCGCCAAGGAAAUAAGCGGAUUCCUGCGGACCCAGGUGACCAGACGCUACAAGCACGAGGCAUUCGACGAGGCAGCGUGUCCCAGUGUUGGCGACGAGGUGCUCCUGCAGGAGCGCUUCGGCAGAGCCUUCGAUCGGGAGCGGCGACGCAUCUACGAGCAGAAGGAGCGCGACAGGACCACCACCACCCUGCAUCUGCGUGCCGAGAGCGACGACGAGUCGGCGUCCCAAGCCUUUCCCAUGUCCCUGAUCACGCCCCCUCGGCCCUCGAGCUAUCCCAUGGACAGCCUGAAAUACGUGGAGGCCGUGGGACGGUUGCGAAAGCGGGAGAACUGCUACGGCGGCAUGGAUCUGGGCGAUUGCUCCGCCGUCCACCUCACCCUGGGCUAUCGUGCCACCCAAUUGCCCGGCAGCCGAGUGCGCGGCAUAGAGAUCUGCCUGGCCGUCUACGAUCGGGGUCUCAGGGGCUCCCUCAACAGAUCCAGUCUGGAGGCUCCGCCCACUGCUAUAUCCAUUCAGAGACGCGGCAAUGCCCGCCAUAAUCCAAGCACGGACGACGAGGCCGACGAUGCCUUGUCGCCGCCAACCACUCGGCGAGGCGUGCGCCGCACUUUGUUCACAGAGGAGAACGCCGAGGAGGAGGAGGCACCCGAUCCCACGCCCAUUUCCGAGGCCGUUGGAGCAGAGCUGGAGCAGCAGCAGCACCACCACCAGCAGCACCACCACCAGGCACCUCGGCAGGCAGAGGCGCCACCUCAGGAGGAGGCCAAUGUGGCCGUGAACUCGCCCAGAUCAUCGGAAGUCCCGUCUUCCAGCAGCGACAACAGCAUCACGAGCAGCUACACACCAAGGAAACGCCAGCAGCCAUCCCAUGGCAACGAAGUGGCACCCAAACGCACGCCCGGACCGCGGCGCAUGCGUUUCUAGGCCCCGAGUCUAGCGAAGAGCGAUCCCCGAGACAGUUUUAGUACCUAGUUGCUUUCCAAAUCUCUGUAGCACAAUUCUCUUUUUAGGCUUUAACCGACACCCCACAAAUUUCCGUAGUUAUUCGAAGAAGACUGAUUGCACCCGUUUUGGUCCCGCUCGCAGGGACUGGCGUCGCGCUAGGCUAAUCCUGAAUAUGUAUUGUAUUUACAUAACUCCCUGUAUUUAUUUGUGUAUUAAAGUUCAAUGUUGAUAAA
Drosophila biarmipes is the source of this 1461-nucleotide messenger RNA. RefSeq names its product cell cycle negative regulator roughex. NCBI's taxonomy places the organism in Eukaryota, Metazoa, Arthropoda, Insecta, Diptera, Drosophilidae. The record is from RefSeq and is a predicted model, not a curated record. Bases 146 to 1207 code for a protein of 353 amino acids. The transcript has 2 exons.